CAUCACAUCCUUUUCUAGUGUUAGCUUAAACUCUAGUAGGAAGUAGCUGUCAAUGCCGGGCGAAUGGUGUGGGGAAAGUUUACCAUUAUAUACACAUUAGCUUUCCUGCAACGCAGAUGUUUUCUGAACUACUAUGGACUGAUUAGACUUAGCUCUGCUGCUAACGUUAGCUUCACUGUAAGCAUUACAGUAUUUUAUUUUAGCUGUCAACGUUUGUUUUCCAAGAUUUUGUGUUUAUUUACUAAUAAGUCGGACCGGAAAAUCCUGUUUCAAGCUCACCUUCCAGAUUGUUCAAGACGGACUUUAACCAGGUCACUCACUAUCAUGCACGUUAAAGAAGAGAUUAUAGGCAUUUUAAAGCAGUUUGACAUAGGAGGUAAGUUUUCCUAUCUGCCAGUGCUGCCCAGAGCUUCUGUGCUGAUCCCGCUGUUCGUGAGGAGUGGGCGGCUGUACACCUUGAUGACGCUACGUUCAAAAGAGCUGAGGACCAGUGCUGGUGAGGUGUGUUUCCCAGGUGGAAAGAGAGACCCCAGUGACCAUGAUGAUGUGGACACAGCUCUAAGAGAAGCAGAGGAGGAGAUAGGUCUAUCGCCUGAUGACGUUCAGGUGGUCUGUACGCUGUUCCCAAUCAUUAAUAAGACCGGUCUGUUGGUGACCCCAGUUGUUGGCUUCAUAGAGGAGUCAUUUUGUCCCAGUCCAAACCCAGCUGAGGUCAGUGCUGUGUUCACAGUCCCAUUGGACUUCUUCACCAGCAAGGAAGACCACCACUCUACAUAUGGUGUCGUUGGGAUGUCGGGGCUGCUGCACUCAUUUUAUUUUGUGGACACUGAUUCGGGAAGCCAAUAUCACAUAUGGGGAUUGACUGCCUUGCUGGCCAUCCUGGUUGCUGUCCUUGCUCUUAAAAAGAAACCCGAGUUUGAAGUUGGCUUUGACUCCGAGGACCCAAUAGCAUUCUUCCAACAGAUCCUACACAGAAGAAUCAGUAAACUCUGAACAGCUUUUCCACAACACCUGAAGCCCCAUUUAAUUUACUGUAUAAUUUCUAUGAAUGUGUGUAAUAAUUGUUUGAAAGGAUGUAUAUAAACUUUCCAGAGUGUGGUGAAAAGAUGCAAAUAAAAAGAUAUUUUCAGUUUUUCAAAAUUCAUUUAAUGUAGCAGCAGGAUUACAGAUAUAAACAAGGAGUAUACAAAUGUCCAGACAAAGGCAAAAUUACAUGUUAAUAAUAGUUCAGAUGUAUGAUAACACGCCAGGUUUGACCUUUAUCCCUACUGCAGGGUCUUAAGGCUAGAUACUAAAGCUCAAGCUACACAGAACGGAUACAACAGAACUGUUGGAGAAUGUGAAAUAGAAGCGAACUAGGAAAAGUGAGCAAACUGAUUACACACAA
Messenger RNA from Oreochromis niloticus (Nile tilapia), 1387 nucleotides. It is a transcript of the gene nudt7, whose product is annotated as nudix (nucleoside diphosphate linked moiety X)-type motif 7. The coding region runs from base 64 to 993 and encodes 309 amino acids. Lineage: Eukaryota; Metazoa; Chordata; Actinopteri; Cichliformes; Cichlidae. Gene Ontology annotation, molecular function: coenzyme A diphosphatase activity. The record is from RefSeq and is a predicted model, not a curated record. Gene Ontology annotation, biological process: coenzyme A catabolic process. The transcript has 3 exons.